AUGGCCGAAGUCGGCGAGGACAGCGGGGCCCGCGCCCUCCUGGCGCUGCGCUCGGCGCCCUGCAGCCCCGCGCGGUGCGCCGCCGCCGCCGCCGCCGCCGCCGCCUUCCCGGCCGCCGCGGGCCCCGCCGCCCCCGCCCCCGCGCCGGCCGCCCCGUCGCCGCCGCCGCCCGCCCAGCCCCCGCCGCCGCCGCCGCCGCCGGGCGCCGCCGCGGGGGGCGCGGGGGCCGCGGGGGGCGCGGGCGCGCCGGGCGAGGCCCUGGUGGCCGCGGCGGCCGCCUCGGUGCGCCGGAGCCCGGAGCCGGUGCUGGCGCGCCUCGAGGGCCGCGAGUUCGAGUUCCUCAUGCGGCAGCCGAGCGUCACCAUCGGCCGCAACUCGUCGCAGGGCUCGGUGGACGUGAGCAUGGGCCUGUCGAGCUUCAUCUCGCGGCGCCACCUGCAGCUCACCUUCCAGGAGCCGCACUUCCUCCUGCGCUGCCUCGGCAAGAACGGCGUCUUCGUGGACGGGGCCUUCCAGCGGCGCGGCGCGCCCGCCCUGCAGCUGCCCCGGCAGUGCACCCUCCGCUUCCCCAGCACGGCCAUCAAGAUCCAGUUCACGGCGCUCCACCACCAGGAGGCGGCGCCCGCCUCGCCGCUGCGGCCCCUCCACCCCCACAUCUCCCCGCUGAGGAUCCACAUCCCGGAGCCCGACCUCCGGGGCCUGGUCAGCCCCAUCCCCUCCCCGACCGGCACCAUCAGUGUUCCCAACUCCUGCCCGGCCAGCCCCCGCGGGGCCGGCUCCUCCGGCUACCGGUUCGUCCAGAACGUGACCUCGGACCUGCAGCUGGCCGCGGAGUUCGCCGCCAAGGCCGCCUCUGAGCAGCAGGCCGACGCGUCUGGAGGGGACAGCCCCAAGGACGAGUCGAAGCCGCCCUACUCGUACGCGCAGCUCAUCGUCCAGGCCAUCUCGUCGGCGCAGGACCGGCAGCUGACGCUGAGCGGCAUCUACGCCCACAUCACCAAGCAUUACCCCUACUACCGCACGGCCGACAAGGGCUGGCAGAACUCCAUCCGCCACAACCUGUCCCUGAACCGCUACUUCAUCAAAGUGCCGCGCUCGCAGGAGGAGCCGGGGAAGGGGUCCUUCUGGCGCAUCGACCCGGCCUCCGAGGCCAAGCUGGUGGAGCAGGCCUUCCGGAAGCGCCGGCAGAGGGGCGUGUCCUGCUUCCGCACGCCCUUCGGGCCGCUGUCCUCCAGGAGCGCUCCGGCCUCGCCCACCCACCCCGGGCUGAUGUCCCCCCGCUCCAGCGGCCUGCAGACCCCGGAGUGCCUGUCGCGGGAGGGCUCCCCCAUCCCACACGACCCGGACUUCGGGUCGAAGCUCGCCUCUGUUCCCGAGUACCGCUACUCCCAGAGCGCGCCCGGCUCUCCCGUCAGCGCCCAGCCCGUGAUCAUGGCUGUGCCCCCCCGACCUCCUAGUCUCGUGGCCAAGCCCGUGGCCUACAUGCCUGCGUCCAUCGUGGCGGCACAGCAGCCCCCAGGCCACGCCAUCCACGUGGUGCAGCAGGCGCCCCCUGUCACCAUGCUCCGGGUGGUCACCUCCUCCGCCAGCUCCGCCAACGGCUACAUCCUCACCACCAACCAGGCCUCGGCAGGGGGCGCCCAUGAAGCAGCAGGCACCGCGGUGCUGGACCUGGGCAGCGAGGCAAGAGGCCUGGAGGAGAAGCCCACCAUCGCCUUCGCCACCAUCCCCGCCGCCACCCGCGUCAUCCAGACGGUGGCCAGCCAGAUGGCCCCCGGCGUCCCCGGGCACACGGUCACCAUCCUGCAGCCGGCCACGCCCGUGAGCAUCGGGCAGCACCCCCUCCCGGUCCGGGCCGUCACGCAGAACGGAAGACACGGGGUCCCCACCAACAGUGUGGCCAGCAGCGCUUACGCCCUCACAAGCCCCCUGCAGCUCCUGGCGGCCCAGGCCAGCUCGUCCACUCCCGUGGUGGUCGCCCGGGUGUGCGAGGUGGGGCCCGAGGAGCCAGCAGCUGCCACCACCACACCCGCCACCGCCACGCCAGCUACAGCCACGCCCGCCGCCACCACCACGCCGGCCACUGCCGUCCCCUCUGCGGCAGCCUCCGGGGAGCCGGAGGCGAAGAGGUCGCGGCUGGAGGAGCCCAGUGGGACUGUGAGCGCGCAGGCCGGGGUCAUCGCUGCCGCCGGCCCGCAGGGGCCCGGGACCGGGGAGUGA
Molecule: messenger RNA, 2220 nt
Organism: Pipistrellus nathusii (Nathusius's pipistrelle)
Lineage: Eukaryota; Metazoa; Chordata; Mammalia; Chiroptera; Vespertilionidae
Source: the annotation of a GenBank genome assembly